Molecule: messenger RNA, 2544 nt
Organism: Nerophis lumbriciformis (worm pipefish)
Lineage: Eukaryota; Metazoa; Chordata; Actinopteri; Syngnathiformes; Syngnathidae
Source: RefSeq, a predicted model, not a curated record
AUGGCCAGGCAUCGAAAGAGGGUGGUGACCGGAGAUCCCAAUCCCCCUCUCCUAAAGAAAGAUGAGAAGCCCCCUGUGUUAUAUCGCAAGGAGAAAAAAAAGAAGAAAAUGGACAUUGGCAAAAUAUUUAUCAACAUCUCCAUUGUUCUCUGCUUGGUCAGUCUCAUCUGGUUCUUCUAUGCUCUUUACAUGCGCUCCACUCUAGCCAAGCGGGUUGUGACAUUGCACCCGUCACCUCGUGUUCUGGAUGCCAAUUCCACCAGUGCAACUGUAUCGCCAGAAAGAUUCUGGGGUUCCUACAGGCCUCAGGUCUACUUUGGCAUGAAAACAAGGAGUCCAAGGUCAAUUGUAACAGGUAUGAUGUGGAUGAAUCAGUUUUCAGAAGUCAUGGAUGUGAACCUUAGGCAUACCUGCGAGCAAAGUGAUCACUUGCAAGGUUACGGCUGGUUGAUGCACGACGGGAUGAACUUCGGCAUCCAGGAAAUCAAAGAAAAAAAUUUCACACUGACCACCGAGUUUGUCAAGAGAGUGGGAGGGGAUCACGGUGGAGACUGGACCUGGAGGGUCACAGCUAAGCAACACAGCUCUGCCCCGAAGCCGGCAGUCAUCUCCCUGAUGUUUUACGCUGCGGCGGAUACCCAAGGCUCAUUGGAGGCUCAUGUGGAGGAAAAAGACCGCCUCGCUUCCAUUACAGGCGUCUCAGAAGAGCUUGGCAAUUUCAAGAUAACGUUCCAAAAACCAGUUGCCGGGGAUUUAAAAAGUCCUAAAUAUGCCAGUUACAACUACCUUCAAACCCACACUCCUGGCUUAGAGAAGCUCACUGACAUUGUGAAGCACAGUCUGAACCAGAGGUUUGUCUUCAGCCCACCGUCCGGCGAAAAGAGGGUGUACAUUGCCGUGGAUUCCUACAAGCCCCCCUUUCAGCCCAACCAACAGAAGCCACCCUUAGAGUCCAGAAAAGAGGGUGACUUUGUGGUACACCAGGUCACCGUUCAGAUGCCUUUUCAAAUGGAAGUGCUCUUCGAGUCAGCAAGCUUUCGCAGCCGGCAGAACCAACUGGUAGGACCGAUCAUGACUCAGGAGCUGGAGAAAAAGAAAGCUGAGUUUAAUGCUAGGUUUGAAAAUACGUUUGGGCUCGGAAGAAAAGGUUACAGUCAGGCUUACAUUAAGUUUGGGAAGGCGUCGCUCAGCAACAUGUUGGGCGGAAUGGGCUACUUCUUCGGCCAGUCAGUGGUUCAGUCCAGCUAUAAUGAACAUCCGCUGCUGUACCCUGAAGGGGCAUUAUUUACUGCCGUUCCAUCGCGCUCUUUCUUUCCACGAGGUUUUCUUUGGGACGAGGGUUUUCACCAGCUGCUGCUUAGUAAGUGGGACCCCCAAGUGACAAGAGAAACAGUCUCCCACUGGAUAGACUUGAUGAACAUGGAAGGCUGGAUCCCCCGUGAGCAGAUCCUUGGAGAUGAGGCUCGCAGCAAGGUCCCUACUGAGUUUGUAAUUCAGCGGAACGAGAACGCCAACCCGCCUACUCUCUUUUUAGCUCUUCAGGAACUAAUUGAGCAGUUCUCAUCAAAUCCAGACAGCACAGAGUUGCAGGCCACUUUACCAUUCCUCCGACGAUUGUACCCCAGACUCAAGACCUGGUUCGAGUGGUACAACACCACUCAGUCUGGGCCUUGGCCCAACUCAUACCGCUGGCGUGGCCGUGAUAAGGACACCAAUCUGUUCCUCAACCCCAAGACGUUAACCUCCGGUCUAGACGACUAUCCGCGGGCCUCGCACCCAUCAGCACAAGAGCGCCACGUGGACCUGCGCUGUUGGAUGGCUCUGUCCUCUGGUAUUAUGGCUCAGAUUGCUAAACUUUUAGGUGAACCUCACCAAGACUAUGAAUCCACUCACCAAGUGCUGACAGACAACAACCUGCUGAAUGAGCUUCAUUGGUCCGAGCAACUUCGCGCAUUUAGCGACUACGGCAACCACACUCAAGACGUAAGCUUGCAGCAGGAAAUGAUGUACAUCUACCACGGACAUCACCGCCAACAGAUCACACGACUUGUCCGCUCUGUCCGCAAGGCUCCAAAACUGCAGUAUGUCAAUGCUCUGGGUUACGUCAGCUUGUUCCCCUUCUUACUGCAGGUUCUUCACCCAGACUCUCCCAAAAUGGAACACAUCCUCAGAGACAUGAAAGAUCCCAGGAAGCUGUGGACAACGUACGGUUUGCGCUCUCUCUCCAAAGCUGAUCCGUUGUACAUGAAGAGAAACACAGAACAUGACGCUCCCUACUGGCGAGGACCGGUGUGGAUCAACAUCAACUACCUGGCUGUGAGAGCCCUUCACCACUACAGCAACAUACCGGGGACAUAUCAGAAGCAGGCAGCUACUCUUUACGAGGAACUCCGGACUAACAUAAUCAUAAAUGUUUACAGACAGUAUGCUGAAACGGGUUACAUCUGGGAACAGUACAAUGAUUCCACUGGCAGGGGUCAAGGAAGCCACCCCUUCACUGGGUGGUCAGCCCUAACAUUACUAAUGAUGGCUGAGCAGUACUGA